Messenger RNA from Gopherus flavomarginatus (Mexican gopher tortoise), 4898 nucleotides. It is a transcript of the gene ST3GAL4, whose product is annotated as ST3 beta-galactoside alpha-2,3-sialyltransferase 4. Lineage: Eukaryota; Metazoa; Chordata; Testudines; Testudinidae. Bases 1075 to 2274 code for a protein of 399 amino acids. Gene Ontology annotation, molecular function: sialyltransferase activity. The record is from RefSeq and is a predicted model, not a curated record. Gene Ontology annotation, biological process: glycolipid biosynthetic process. The transcript has 14 exons.
UUGACCUACUAACGGAAUGGGCAGCUGAUGGCAAUGCAACAGAUCUAAUUCUAAUUGUGACUGUCGCAAAGGUACUGGAUUGUAGAGCAGGGGAAGCUUGCUGAGUGAUCUGAGGAGCGUUGCCUAGUAGGGUGGAUAAAUGGCUGGCUCACAAACAGGUUGUUGGAUUGGGAGGAUGUGUCAGGUGGCUCAGGAUUCACAUACUUGUCUAAUGACCUUGAAGGCUAACUAUGUUUCUGGCACUCUCCAAGCAAGGCGGUGUAGUAAACAUAGAUGAUCUAUUUAAAAUACGAGGAGGGGAGACACUGCAGCGACACCCCAUUCGGAGCAAGGAGAUAAGGUUUGGUGGGAAGGAGUGAGCCAGGGAAAGAACAACUCUCAGCGGAGACGUAGGUUUAGAGUCAUCCAGAGCUCCACUCCCAAGGAGAAUGAGGAUGAUGUGUGGGCAACAAACUGACUGCAUCCCACCGCUUCUCUUCUGGAAAGCCUAGAUACUGCUGUGAGAAGCUGACCUCGUUUCAUGGUGCACCUGGGCUGCUCAGCCCUUCCUGCAGAGGAGACAUCUGCUGGUCCUUCUUUGGCUCUUACCUGCGUUUCUAAACUGGCUUUUGCAGUAACAGCUCUGUGAUGAACGUGACCUCUAGAUUAGCAUCUGAUGAGCUUUGCAUGCCUCAGACUCAUUGAGUCAUGCAACACCCUCUGAAGUAGGGGAAGGAAGAGUGGGAUUGUAAAGCUCCACCCUGCGGAAGUGCUGCCAUCUCGGCUUUGGAAUGAGGGGACAGAUAUCCGGAACUGGAGGGUCGUGUCCACCCGUCUGUUACAGACAAGCUGUUGCGGCCAAUCCAAACACAGGCCUGUUCAAAUCGCACUGUGUAUCUCUCUGCUGUGAAAUAUCCCCAGUGGAUGACUUCCAAAGCCGUACAGGCCAACCCGUAAACAGAGCAACAAGGCAACAGUGAUAAACACAGAGGGAGUCUCUAGGGGCAGGUGGAGAGACGAGGUAACUGGAGUCCCUGAGUAAACACCUGCCUGGCUGGAGGCGUGCGGCGAUUAAGAGGACAGCCCUCAGGACUAAUGGUGUUUGAGGUGCAGGUGGUGAAAGCCGCAGGAACUGCCACCUUGCCACUCUGCAGAGCUAGUUUAGGACCUGGGAAAUUGAGCUCAGCAUUUGAACGCAUGGCAGACUCGGGAAAUGCUCAGGAUUCAUGUGAGGUGACCAGCAGUGGCCGCAAUGAGAGCAAUAGCCACCGGGUGGCGCCUCACCUGCUGAUAAAAAUGAUCAACAAGUUCCGAUGGAAGGUGAUCUUAGGGCUGGCGUUCUUUCUGGUGAUGGCCUGGUACUAUAUAUCCCGCGAAGAAAGGUACAUACAUCUUUUUUCUUUCCCCGUGCAAGAUGUCCGAAUGGCGUGUCCCCAAGGAGAGAUGGAAAAGAAAGUCACGCUGCUCAUAGGAAAUUACACACGGGAUCAUCCAAUGUUUUUACACCUAAACGAUUACUUUUGGGUGAAGAACCGGUCGCCAUAUGAGCUGCCAUAUGGGACUAAAGGAAGCGAAGACAUUCUCCUCCGGGUGUUAGCGAUCACCAGCUACUCAGUGCCCGAAAGCAUCCAAAGCAUGAAGUGCCGAAGAUGUGCAGUGGUGGGGAAUGGACACCGGCUCCGAAACAGCUCCAUGGGGGAAGCAAUCAACAAAUAUGACGUGGUGAUCAGGUUGAACAAUGCGCCAGUUCAUGGGUACGAGGCGGACGUGGGCUCCAAAACCACCAUGCGCCUGUUUUACCCAGAGUCCGCGCACUUCGACCCCAGACGGGAGAACAACCCGGAUACUCUGCUGGUGCUGGUGCCAUUUAAACCCAUGGAUUUCCAGUGGCUGGAGAUGAUCCUCAAUGACAAGAAGCGAAUUCGCAAGGGGUUCUGGAAGCAACCCCCUUUAAUCUGGGACGCCAAUCCCGAGCAAGUGCGGAUUCUGAACCCUUACUUUAUGGAAAUUACUGCUGCUAAAUUGCUUAAUCUUUCCAUGAAGCAACCGCGGAAGAUUAAACAGAAACCAACGACGGGAUUAUUAGCCAUCACCUUGGCAUUGCACUUCUGUGACCUGGUACAUAUCGCAGGCUUUGGAUACCCUAAUUCUGCCAAUAAGAAACAGAGUAUACACUACUAUGAGCAAAUCACACUCAAGUCAAUGGCCGCAUCGGAGCACAAUGUCUCGCAUGAGGCAUUAGCAAUAAAAAGGAUGCUUGAAUUAGGUGUCGUCAAGAACCUUACGCACUUCUGAUGGGACGUGGACUAGAAUUUCCCUGAAUUGCCAUGGCCUCCACCUUGGCUGCCUGUCACCCAGCAUGUCCCAGCAUCCACCGGGCCGGAGACACCACUGCUUCGCCGCAGGGCCCCAAGUGCGCCCCCUGCUCGUGGUGGGGGCUGGCUGCUGGGGACAGCGCUGGUCCUGGAGAAAGUAGACAGAGGGGAGAGGGCUGCGGAGUCCCGCUCGGCCAGACUGAGGUGGCUUUCGGCCACGUCGUGUCAAGGCUCAGAAGCAGAGCAUCUGAAAUCCUUCCAGUCGUGGGGUGGCUGGAUCCCUUUGUGGCCAAGCCAACGCUGACUUGCCAGCCUUCAGGGCGGCGCAGAGGGUGACCCCCGUGGGAGGGGCCCUUGUGGCUUGCUGCUGCGCCCAUCUCUUUGGCCUGUCUGCUCCACAUAGGGGACAGGGGUUGUUUGGCGCACUCUUGAACUGAACCCUGGACAGCGGAAGAAUUGUCAACUUCUCGCCAGAUCGGUUUGCUCUCAGUCUGAAUGAGGCAGCGGGACUGGUUUGACACCCCCCCCCCCAUUACCCCUUCCCGGGGUGGGGCUGGCUCUGGGGGUGCGGCACAUGGGAAUGCUGCUGUAGAUGGAAGCUGUAAUGGUGUCCUUUUUUAAACAUUUAUUGGGGGGGAGGGGUACCAUGCAGUAUUUUGCUGAUGGGGUUUAGACCGACACCCCCCCCCCAGUGCUGCUUCCCAGUGGGAAUGGGGAGCUGGCGAUCAAAGUGGGGGCAGGGAGGCAGAGUGGUGGGAGCAUUAAAUUAUUCUUGACUGACAGAGCACAGCUGCCUGCCCCCCCCCCCCACUGCAGUGAAGGGGAGGACUUUGAAUUCUGUUCUGUAAGAUGGCCUAGCAUGGGGAGCUAAGGUUGGGAGGAGGAAUCGUGGCCGCUCCAGGAAUGAGCUGCCCCCAGGGCCGCCUCCGCUGUGGGGCAGAGAUUGGUCCGGGGAUGCCCUCUGCUCGGCCGCACUCAAGGAACUGAAGUGGGAAUAAAUAGAGUUUUCUUUUCCUUUUUUAAAAACUUUUGAUCAAAGUCUGUUUUGUUCCCCCCACCCCCCUUCAAUUGCAAGUGCAUUUCUUGCAGGGAAGAGGGGCCAGACUGACAACCUGGGGAUUGCAGCCCUCAGUUUAUCCAUAAAACAGGUACCACCAUGGUACCAGGAACAACCCCUUCAGGGAGGCUAGGCCCCAGCCCCGCCCCUUCCUCCCGAGGCCUCCCCCUGCUCCCCUUCCCCAGUCCUCACCCACUAGAUCCCCAAGCAUGCCUCACCACCAACCACAGCCGGAAGAGCCUCAGCCGCACCGCCCUGACCCACCAGCCCGAGCUGAGCCCCUGGCGGCUUCAGGGAGAGGGGAAGCCCCGUCCAGGGGGCGGCUCGUGGGCAAGGUCACGGCCUGCGUUAGGGGAGGCUUAGCCUCCCCUGGCUUAUGACACCCACCACCCAUUGGGUACCAGACAGGCUCCCAACCAACGUGUCUUGGUCCUAAACUUGCAGGGCUGAGAUGGGAGGUGAGUCUCCACAGCCCGCCCUGCAAGCCGUCUCCUCUCCGCUGAGACUCCCAGCGUUCGGGCUCUGGGCACACGUUCCCUGGGAGCCGGUCCUUGAGAUCCUGCAGCGGGGCUGGGGGCAUGCAUGCUGCUAAAGCCCAGAUCUCUCACUGGGGUGGGAGAAUAGGGGGAAAGGUUCUUCUUCAAGGUGCUGACCCAAAGGGGCUUGGACUCGGUGGGACAGAGCAGAAAUGUCUCUCCUGAGCAGGCAGUGCUGUGGCUCAAUGCUAGUUAAUUUAACUAAUUUAAAUGAUUAUUUAUCUGAGACGCGUCGGUGUCUGUUGCAGAACGAGUGUAACGUUGUUUCCAUUGAAUUGCCCUGUGGGGCAGCUAAGGAGCAGUGGGGUUGAAACUGUAUCAUCCUUCUGCUUUGCCUGAAGGGGGAGUGACCUUUGGGGAUACUCCCUCCUAACCCAGCUCCAAUGCAGGGCAAGUACUCAGCCCCUUCUAAUCCUCCAUAGUGGCCCAGGCUUGGGGUAGCAGCUUUGCGCCCCGGGUGUCUGUAGGGCUUUGACUUCAUCACUAAGCAUCUAACCCCACUGACGGACUCCCGUUGACUUAGUGAGUGCUGGAUCGGGGCCCAAAGCUCUUUGUACCACUGCACCCCUUCUCCCUUGUAGCACAGUCAGGCAUGUGUAACAUGGCUGGUACCACUAGGGGGCAUGGCUAGGGAAUGAAGGGGUGUGUGUGUUUGUGUGUGUGUGUGUGUUGUGUCCAUCCUUGCUGGAGGUGUGUGUUUGUCUGCCCAUCCCUGCUGCCCCCUGCUGGACGGGUGUGUGUGUGUGUCCAUCCCUGCCCCCUCUGCUGAAGGGGUGUGUGUGUGUCUCCCUCCCCAUCCCUGCUGGAGGGGUGUGUGUGUGUGUGUGUCCGUUCCUGCUGUCCCCUGCUGAAGGGGUUGGUGUGUCUGUCUGUCCGUCCGUCCCUGCUGCCCCCUGCUGGAGGGGUGUGUGUGUGUGUGCCAAUCCCUGCUGGGUGUGUGUCCCUGUGCCUGCUGGAGGGGUGUGUCUGUCUGUCUGUCUGUCCGUCCCUCCCUGCUGGAGGGCUGUGUGU